AUGUGUUUAGACCAAAAUAUUGGUUUAAUAAAAUCGAGCAAUCAAUUGAAAAGUGCCGUUGGAGGACAAACCGAUCCACAUAAUGCUACUCCUACGUCACCAAAUGAACGUGAUAUUGGUAAUUUAAUUAGAUUUCAAGAACUGUUGGAUACGAACUUCUUUGGUAUUCCAGAAAACUUAAAAGCAUUUUAUGAAAUUGAUCCAUGUUUAGAAUGUAUUGGAGAGAAUUUAGCGAAUAGAAAACAAAUAUUUUUCAUCACUUCUGGUACGAUGGGAGAAAAGAUUCUUCCAAAAAUCGCCGAAUUAUAUCCGCCAUUACAACAAAUUUAUCUCUUCUGUGCAGUGGCGUAUCCAGGAUUUUUAGAUCAAUGGGCAAACUUCUCUUAUGCUAGAAAAAAAUGA
Molecule: messenger RNA, 402 nt
Organism: Rotaria sp. Silwood1
Lineage: Eukaryota; Metazoa; Rotifera; Eurotatoria; Philodinida; Philodinidae
Source: the annotation of a GenBank genome assembly